CUACAUGAUCUCAAGCGUCAAUUUGGAAACUUGGUGCAUCAUGGCUAUUGCAAUUUAUCCGAAAAAGCGCAGCACUGUAUUGGCGUGAGUAAUUGGUAGCAGUUGGUGUGCCUAACUUGGCUCCAAAGUGCGGGCAUCAUCGGAGAUGAGAAAUGGCAUCGGUUGACUUGCUUGUGGCUUUGAGCCUCGGUGGCCUGCGCUAUACAGCUGAUAUCCAGGCGCAUUUCCUUUCAUUCGUUGCAUAUGGAAUCGCGAAGCUUCACACUUUACCACUCAUGCAAUACCGCCACAAAGUCUAGCUGCCCUAAUCAAAGCAGAGGCGGACGCAAUGGCUAUCGAUGGAGAUGGCAUUGGUGACACCAAUUCGAUGAACUUUCCUCCUAGUCUCGCCACGGAGGCGAUUUCAAGCAUCGAAGAGGCAAGGAGAGUAGCUCCUAAGCACCAAAGUGAAGUGGCAUCGAAUCAGAAUGGCAUCAUCAGCGCUACAGACCUCGAACAGCUAUGGACUUGGAAUCAGCAUGUGCCCUCCCUUAUACAAAGCUGCAUGCAUGAUAUCAUAUCUGAACAAGCUCGCCAGCAACCACACAAGAUUGCGAUUGAAUCAUGGGAUGGGUCCUUGACAUAUCAACAAUUAGAACACCUUUCAUCACAACUCGCCAGACAGAUUCUACAAAGAAAUUUAAAAGCUAGCAGCCGGAUCCCCCUAUGCUUCGAAAAAUCCAUGUGGACCGUGGUCGCGGUACUAGCUGUCAUGAAAGCAGGUGCGACAUUCUCUCUAACAGACCCAAGUCAGCCAGUAGCACGGCUGCAAACAAUUGUCGAGCAGACAGGAGCAGACCUCGUUAUCACUUCGGUAGCUCAGAGCGAGCUUGGCAAAGAGAUAUCCAGAGAAGGAGGCCAAGUGCUCGCAAUAUCUCGAGAUUAUUUUGAUAGCAUCAAAGGAUCACAACCAAAUACAGUCCUGCCACAAGUGCCCGCAGAAACGCCAAUGUACGUCAUCUUUACAUCUGGAAGUACAGGCAAGCCAAAGGGGGUUGUUAUUACCCAUGCCAAUUAUACCAGCGGUGCGAUUCCUCGAGCAGAAGCCGUUGGCUACAAAUCAACCUCUAGAUGCUUCGAUUUCCCGUCUUAUGCUUUUGACGUGAGCAUCGACUGCAUGCUGUGCACAUUAGCAACUGGUGGCCAGAUAUGCGUACCUUCUGAGGAAGCUAGGAUGAACGAUCUCAGUGGUGCCAUUCGUCAGAGCAAGGCCAAUAUGGUCCACAUGACUCCUUCUGUGGCCAGAGUCUUGGAUGCCGACAUCAUUCCAUCUCUGGACGUUUUAGGCCUAGGUGGCGAGGCAGUAUCUGCAAGUGAUGCAGCGGCUUGGAGUAAAUACACAAGCUUGAUCAUUGCGUAUGGGCCAUCCGAGUGUACCGUCGGAUGCACGAUCAACAAUACUGUUACCAUCUCCACGGGCAUCGGUAAAGGCGUUGGCGGCGUUACCUGGAUUGUCGACCCCGAUGACCACAACAUCCUCAUGCCAGUUGGAGCCGUUGGAGAGCUUAUUAUUGAGGGUCCAGUUGUUGGUGCUGGCUACCUUGAUGAGCUAGAAAAAACAGCGCAGGUCUUUAUCGAAGAUCCAACAUGGCUCAAAUCUGGCUACAAGGCCUUCCCCGGUCGGCCUGGCAGAUUAUAUAAAACAGGGGACCUAGUACGAUAUGAGAGCAACGGCUCUGGUUCCAUAGAAUUUGUGGGCAGAAAAGACCAACAGGUUAAGCUGCGUGGCCAGCGAGUCGAACUUGCAGAAGUCGAGCAUCACUUACGAGCCUCUUUGCCAAACGGAAUCAAGGUCGCAGCAGAGGUAAUAAAGCCAGAGAAUGGCGGUGCUCCUUCCCUUGUCGCCUUUCUCUCAGAAUCCGCUACCGUGGGCACUUCUGGAGUAGACCCGGUCAUUGUAGAUCCCUCGCCGGAACUGAAAACUGUUUUGACAACAGUCAGCACUGUCAUGGGUUCCAGAGUACCACGUUAUAUGAUUCCAGCGGCUUUCGUGACUCUUCAACAUAUGCCUUCAUUAGUGUCUGGUAAAACGGAUAGGAAGAAGCUGCGUGAGAUUGGGGCAUCGAUACCGCGCGAAAUUUUCAGCCGAAUGCAAGCGACUGAAGCUCAAGAAGAAGAAGAGGCGGAAACUGAGAUGGAAAAGAAAUUGCAGCAAGCAUGGCUUGAAGUACUCGGAUCAGAUGCAAAAAUCUUCAGACAGAGCAACUUUUUUGCGCUAGGAGGCGAUUCUUUGCGUGCCAUGAGGCUUGUAGUUGCGGCUCGCACGAAUGGAAUCGCCUUGACGGUUGCUAAUAUAUUCACGAAUCCAACGUUGAGUCACAUGGCGUCGAAGGCUACUCAGAUCUCGGAGUCCUCUGUGGAAGACAUCUCACCCUUCUCAUUAUUAGAAAAAGAUUGGGACAUGGAAAAUGCGAAAAAUGAGAUAUCUGCUCUGUGCGGCGUGGAAGCCAGCAUCCUAGAAGAUGCGUAUCCAUGUACGCCCCUCCAGGAAGCGCUCAUGGCUCUAUCCGCCAAGGUUAAAGAGGCGUAUGUCGCUCAGAGAGUGGUGGAGCUUCAGGACACUGCUACGGCUGAGAAGCUAAUCACAGCCUUCGACAUCGCACAACAUGAUAGUCCCAUAUUGCGGACGCGAAUCGUGCAAGUCCCUGGACGUGGUCUCAUUCAAGCCAUCAUAAGGGGAGGAUUAAAUGUCUUCUCUGGAAAUAAUCUCGACGAAUAUCUAGUCAAUGAUAGGAAUGACGCGAUGGAACUAGGAAAGCCUCUUGUGCGCUAUGCUAUUAUAAACGAUGGCAAAUCAGGGAAAGUGAACUUUGUGCUCACAAUUCACCAUGCUCUGUAUGAUGGCUGGUCUAUGCCCUUGGUUGUCGAUCGAGUAAAUAAGGCCUACGAGAACCAAACAGUAUCACGCCCUGCAGGAUUUAAGCACUUUAUUAAAUAUCUGGCAAACUUGGAGAUGGACAAAUCAGCCAAUUUUUGGCGGGAACAGCUUCAUGGCGCCAAUCCUUCUCAAUUUCCACCUCUGCCUUGGCAAGGGUAUCAGCCACAAUCGGACUCGUUGCUAGAGCAAUAUGUGCCUCUACAAGAGAAAAAUGCUUCAAAUGCUACUACUGCGACAAUUAUCCGUGCAGCUUGGGCUCUUGUGGCAUCACAAUACAUCGGUAACACCGACGUCGUCUUCGGGGAGACGCUGACCGGUCGAAAUGCACCCGUCGUUGGGUCGGAAGAGAUUGAAGGGCCAAUGAUUACAACCGUUCCCGUGCGGGUUCAAGUAGAUCGAGAUAUUCCUGUUUCAGACUAUCUCCAAACCAUCCAAGAGCAAAUGGUGGACCAGAUACCUCACGAGCAUUUCGGCUUACAACACAUACGAAAGCUCAGUCCUGAUGCCUUCGACGCAUGCGAGCUCCGAACAGGCUUGGUGCUGCACCCAAGUGCUGAGAGUGAAGAAGAUCCUACUCAGUUCAGCCACCUCCCAGCGAGCUGUCUUGUCCCGGCUGGAGAUGCAGAAGCUGCCCAAGAGGCUCUCAAGUUCAACACCUACGCGUUAAUGCUGGUCUGUUCUAUUGAUCCGCGAGGAUUCCUUGUCAUGGCCAGCUUCGAUUCCAAAACAGUUUCGGUAACUGUGAUGCAGCGAGUCUUGGACCAGUUUCGACAAAUUGCGCAGUCUUUGUGCAGAGAAAGCUCGGUCUCUGUCGGCAGUCUUCGGCCGCCCUUGACUGAUGAUGAUAUUGGGCAGCUUCAAAACGUAAUUUUUGAUGCAGACUUUAGUGAUGCAACAAAGGAAUACCCUGGCGUUCAGGCGGCCUAUAUUGUGGAUUUCAAUGAUUCAAAUCAACUCGUUCCAGUUUCUGCCAUGGGAGAGCUUGUCAUUCAGUGUUCUGAAGAUCCAUCUAACCUAAUGGAAGUCUCUCCACCAGCUUGGCUCGAAGCAGUAUUCGGCUCGAAGGUUUCCGAGCAGGGUAAACUAUACAAAACCGGGCAACUGGCCAGAUACGACUCAACUCGAAAGCCGGCUCGGAUCAAAUUAGUCGAUACUACCGGUGAAAGAAACGCUGCAGCGCCACCAGCAGGAGUGAUCAAGAGCCGAAUUUCUGCAAGCUCCAGCAGACAACGCAAGCUUCGUAGCCUAUGGGCUCGUGUGCUGCGUAUGAGCGAGGACGAUAUUGGCCUAAACGACGGAUUUUUCAUUCUCGGUGGUGAUUCCAUUGCAGCUAUGAAGCUUGUAUCAGAAGCUCGGCUAGAGGGGGUCAAGUUAACCGUGGCCCAGAUAUUCCAGAAGAGAACGCUGUACGAAAUGGCCAACGCUAUGGAAGAGAUAGAGAGGCCCGCAUCAUCUACGGACACAACUACCGUCGAGGGCGCAGAAUUAGAGCCAUUUUCACUGCUCAGUCUUAGAGGUGAAGACCAAAAGCAACGCUUCAUUAAUGAUACAAUCGCACCUCAGCUGUCCGAUCCGGCCUGGCGCAUCAGCAACGUCCUCCCUACACGCCCCUUACAGCAAAUUGCCGUCAAGGGCACAACUCAGCUCCCACGCUUCUCAGCACGAUACGAGCUCAUGUACUUCGACAAGGCCAUAGAUCGUGCCAAAAUGGAAGAGAGUUGUAGGCAGCUUGUCGCGCGCAACGAGAUCUUGCGAACUGUAUUCGCAGAGUACCAAAGUGACGGGUACGCCGUCGUCCUCGAAGAGCUCGUGCCUCAUUUUGCCGAAUACGCAAUAGAUAGCGAUGACGUGGAAACGUUUGCAAAGCAGCUCUGUCAACUAGACGCUUUGACGAGAAUACCACUCGGCUCGAGUUUCGUGAAAUGGUUCUUAGUUGAGUCGAGCAGCCAGUCAUGCCUCAUCUUCCGCCUAUCCCACGCCCAAUACGAUGAAAUAUGUCUCCCCAUCAUGCUCCAGCAACUAUCAAGCCUCUACGAAGACAAACCCGUCCAGGAGACCGUUCCGUUCUCCGCCUAUGUCCACAGCGUCCUUCGACAGAACCUGCCAGCAAGCAUCCCCUACUGGACAGACCUCCUCUCCGGCUCCUCCCUAACCGUCCUUAAGCCUGAAAUUCCCAUCCAGCGUCGAAACCAUUUUGCCAUCCAGCAAACAGUCGACAUCUCUUCACGCCUCCGCGACAUCACCGUCGCCUCCCUCCCCACUGCCGCAUGGGCCCUGUGCCUUGCCCGCCGCCUAUCCCUCAGAGACGUCACCUUCGGCGAAGUCGUCAGCGGCCGCAACAUCGACUUCCCUUACGGUGCAGCCAACGCAGUCACCGGCCCCUGCUGGCAAUACAUUCCCGUCCGCGUUCGCUUCCCCCCAGGCUGUACUGCCUUGGAAGUCCUCUCUGGCGUCCAGCAUCAGCACAUAGCCAGCUCUGCUCACGAGGGCAUCAGCCUCGCUGAGAUAGCAACCGUGUGCGGCACAGAUUGGCUAUCGACCGGCGGCUGUAGAGCUUCAGACUUGUGGUUUGAUUCCGUUGUCCACCAGGACGUCGAGCACGUCGAAGAAUUGGCAUUUGCUGCUGCAGGAAGCGGCCGUUUGGAGACUGUUUACCCCCACGAAGAGCCACUGCGCGAGUGGAAGAUUCAAGCAUUCGUCCACGAUAAUAGCAACAAACUGACUCUGGAAAUUGUUACUUAUGAGAGCUGGGGCGGAUAUGCUAGAGGGUUGUUAGAUGAUUUGGUCACCGCCGUGGGAGUGCUGUUAAAGGAUCCUCACGCCAAGCUAUUUGGAAACGAAUGUGAGUGAUUUGGUUUGUAUAUUAUUCAUAUGCCUAUAGAGUAGAGUUUGGAGAAUAUUAGAGAAAUGUCAAAAAGAAGCAAUUUUAGGAUAUGCCGUAACCAAGUAUUCUUCAAUAUC
This is a messenger RNA of Trichoderma asperellum CBS 433.97, 5878 nucleotides long. Its product is annotated as NRPS. NCBI's taxonomy places the organism in Eukaryota, Fungi, Ascomycota, Sordariomycetes, Hypocreales, Hypocreaceae. Gene Ontology annotation, molecular function: catalytic activity; phosphopantetheine binding. Gene Ontology annotation, biological process: amino acid activation for nonribosomal peptide biosynthetic process; secondary metabolite biosynthetic process. The record is from RefSeq and is a predicted model, not a curated record. Gene Ontology annotation, cellular component: cytoplasm.